GCGGGCUGGCUGAGGAGGUGGACGAGCGGGUGCUGCACGCGGCCUUCAUCCCCUUCGGCGACAUCACGGACAUCCAGAUCCCGCUGGACUACGAGACGGAUAGCGACAACAUUAGCCCUUCUCCAGUCUUCUGACACUUCUCCUGUCUUCCAUUAAUUCUCGAAGAUGGUAGAUAGUGGGAUAGCUUCUCUGACACUCUCAAACCCACUCACCAUGUCAAGGUGUGCAUCCAAGAUGUACAGUGGAUGGAAAUACAUACCUUUAAAAAGCAUCGAGGUUUUGCUUUCAUUGAAUUUGAGCUGGCUGAGGAUGCUGCAGCAGCCAUUGACAACAUGAAUGAAUCCGAGCUCUUUGGGAGGACAAUCCGUGUCAACCUGGCUAAACCUAUGAGGAUCAAGGAAGGGUCCUCCCGCCCAGUCUGGUCAGAUGAUGACUGGCUGAAGAAAUUUUCAGGAAAGACGCUGGAAGAGAAUGUAGAGGAGGAGGGGGCAGAGCCGGCCCUCGCAGAGACCCAGGAGGGUGAGCCUCCAGCUAAGAAAUCGAGGGGCAACCCCCAAGUUUACAUGGACAUCAGGAUUGGAAAUAAGCCUGCUGGUCGGCUGAACAUCCUUCUGCGAUCAGAUAUUGUACCCAUGACCACCGAGAACUUCCGCUGUCUGUGCACACAUGAAAAGGGCUUUGGGUUCAAAGGAAGCAGCUUCCACCGCAUCAUCCCCCAGUUCAUGUGCCAAGCUGGAGAUUUUACCAACCACAAUGGCACCGGGGGGAAAUCGAUCUACGGGAAGAGAUUUGAUGACGAAAACUUCAUCCUGAAACAUACAGGGCCAGGCUUGUUGUCGAUGGCCAAUUCCGGCCCCAACACCAAUGGCUCUCAGUUCUUCAUCUGUUUUGAUAAGACGGACUGGCUGGAUGGGAAGCACGUGGUAUUUGGAGAGGUCACAGAAGGGAUGGACGUGGUGCGACAGAUUGAGGCUCAAGGAAGCAAAGAUGGGAAGCCAAAGCAGAAAAUCAUUAUCUCGGACUGUGGUGAAUAUGUAUGAAUGUUUUGUACAAACCAGAGCUUCUUGGACAUGCAAGACAAGAAGUAUAUCGCCUCUCAGUCUGGAUGAUAAAGAACUGCCUUGGAGCACUGAGCCCUUCACAAAGAUGCAUUCAGAAACAAAGGCUUUUAUAUAUUCUCCGUGCUCAGAACUACUGAGUUUUUACAAGUUUAUUUUGUAAAUUUUCUUCUAGAUUUCCCCCCCUGUAAAAUUAUAGCUGUCUUUUUUACAGUUUCA
Messenger RNA from Varanus komodoensis (Komodo dragon), 1277 nucleotides. It is a transcript of the gene PPIE, whose product is annotated as peptidylprolyl isomerase E. Bases 246 to 1040 code for a protein of 264 amino acids. Gene Ontology annotation, molecular function: peptidyl-prolyl cis-trans isomerase activity; RNA binding. Gene Ontology annotation, biological process: protein peptidyl-prolyl isomerization; protein folding. Gene Ontology annotation, cellular component: intracellular membrane-bounded organelle. The record is from RefSeq and is a predicted model, not a curated record. Lineage: Eukaryota; Metazoa; Chordata; Lepidosauria; Squamata; Varanidae. The transcript has 10 exons.